Molecule: messenger RNA, 975 nt
Organism: Haemorhous mexicanus (house finch)
Lineage: Eukaryota; Metazoa; Chordata; Aves; Passeriformes; Fringillidae
Product: translational activator of cytochrome c oxidase 1
Exons: 5
Coding region: 16-960 (314 amino acids)
Cellular component (GO): mitochondrion
Source: RefSeq, a predicted model, not a curated record
AAGUGCCGCCACAAAAUGGCGGCGCCGAUGCUGCGAGCCCCGGGGCUGCUCCAGCCGCUCCGGGCGCCUCUGCGGGGCUCGCUGGGCGCCGCGCGGUGCCCGCCGAGCCCCGCGGCGCUCCCGGGGCCGCUCCCGGUGCUGCUCGCGGUGGCCCCGGGGCCGGUCCCGGUGCGGGCCAUGGCCGGGCACAACCGCUGGUCCAAGGUGCGCAACGUGAAGGGGCCGCGGGACGCGGAGCGGAGCCGCCUCUGCGAGAAAAUGGCGCGGAUGCUGCGGGCGGCGGCCCGAGAGGGAGGCCCGGAGCCGUCGCUGAACCCCGGGCUGGCGGCGGUGGUGGCGCAGUGUCGGGCACUCAACGUCCCCAAGGCCACCAUCGAGGGGGCGCUGCGGUCAGCCAGGGAGCGUCCGGCCGGGGGGUCGCGGGUGCUGCUGAGCGCUCGGGGCCCGGCCGGGGCCCUGGUGCUGCUGGACGUGCGCACGGACAACGUCCGGCGGAGCCAGGCCGAGCUGCGGACGCUGCUGGGCAGGCACGGGGCCUCGCUGACCGAUGACGUCCGGCACGCCUUCGAGGCGGUGGGCGUGGUCCGCGUGUCCGGCCGGACGCUGGCCAUGGAGGCCGCCCUGGAGGUGGCCGCGCUGGCCGGAGCCCAGGACGUGGUGGCCGAAGAGGAGGAGGAGGAGGAGGAGGCCGAGCUCAAGUUCCUGUGCGACCCCUCGGCCCUGGGCGGUGUCCAUCAGCACCUGGUGGCCGCCGGGCUGCGGCCGAUGGCGGCCGGCGUCGAGUUCCGGCCGCGGUCAGCGCUGGCCUUGCCGGACGGCGCCAGAGCCGCGGCCGAGCGGCUGCUGCGGGCUCUGGCCGAGUGCCCGGGCGUCGUCCGGCUCUUCCACAACAUCCAGGACGGGCCCGCCGGCGCUCCGGGCGCUCGCUCGGCUCCGGCCGCGCCGCCAGAGCGCCAAUAAAGGUGUGGGACGCGG